Molecule: messenger RNA, 858 nt
Organism: Tetrahymena thermophila SB210
Lineage: Eukaryota; Ciliophora; Oligohymenophorea; Hymenostomatida; Tetrahymenidae
Product: surface protein
Exons: 3
Source: RefSeq, a predicted model, not a curated record
AUGUCUUAAAUGUUAAGGUCCUUCAAAUAAAGAUUGUAUAACUUGCACAAAAAAUUAUAUUUUAAUGCCAACUCUGGAAAGUGUGCUUUGUGUGAAGAAGGAUAUUUCUUCAAUCAAAACAGUUGUGAUUAGUGUGAUCAAACAUGUUUGACAUGUACAGGUAAGAAUAAAUAAGAUUGUAUAGAUUGUAGACCAGGUUUAAUUUUUAGCAGUGUAUCAAAAACUUGUGAGGAAAGUAGCUAAGUAUAAAAUGAGUAAAAGUAAAUAAAAUAAAGCUAAGAAAAAGGUUGCUAUGACUAAAAAUAAUAGUAAGUUGUAAGUACUUGCUUAGAUUAAAUUGAAAAUAGUUAAUCAAAUACUAAAAUUCUUGACACUUUAUUUAUCGUAAAUCUUUCUCUUAUUGCAGUUUCAUCCAAAUUCGCACCAUUAGGAUCAAGUCUAGGUUGGAUUUUUAUUCAAAAUUAAUAGCUUUUGGAGAGAACAGCAAAUUCUAUUGUUAUAGUAUAAGAACUUAUAUAUCUUACAGCAAUUGUGUUUCUUGGUGUUAUCUUUAGUUAAGAUAUUGAGAUAAAUCCAUACAAUAUUUCUGAAUUAAAUUCAAAUAUGCGAAAUGCAUAUAGAAUUGCAAUGUAUGUAUAUCUAGGAUUAUCUAUUAUUGUACUAGCAUUUAUUUUAAUGCAAAAGGCUUGGAACUACUUUAAAAUACUAAGAAAAACUAAUGAUAUGAAUAAAAGUUAAACCACCACUGGCGAUAUGAAUAUGGUUGAGUAAAUGACUGAUUCUAACAUAGAAAAAUUAUUUGAAAUGCUAAACUAAUCAAAAAGCAAGAAUCAAUUUCACUGGAAAAACCAAAAUUGA